UCCGGGCGGCGAUGGCGAUGGCGAUGGCGGCCGCGGCGGGGGCGGCAGCGAGCGAGGCCGACGAGCUCUUCGACGUCAGGAACCACUUCUACAUCGGCGCCUCGCAGGCCGCCAUCAACGAGGCGCAGCGCGUCAAGCCGUCAAGUCCUGAAAAAGAAGUGGAGAGAGACCUGUUCUUGUAUCGGGCUUACAUCGCCCAGCGAAAAUACGGCGUGGUGCUUGACGAAAUCAAGCCCAGCGCCUGUCCAGAGCUCCAGGCUGUACGGAUGUUUGCAGAAUACCUUUCCAGUGAGAACCGAAGGGAUGCAAUUGUGGCCGAACUGGACAAGAAGAUGGCCAAAAGCGUGGACGUCACCAACACGGCCUUCCUGGUGAUGGCGGCGUCGGUCUACUUCCACGACCAAAACCCGGAUGCGGCGCUUCGGACCUUGCGCCAGGGGGAGAGCUGGGAGUGCAUGGCGAUGACCAUCCAGAUCUUGCUGAAACUGGACCGUCUGGAUUUGGCCCGAAAGGAGCUGAAGAAGAUGCAGGAGCAGGACGAAGACGCCACCCUGACCCAGCUGGCUACCGCCUGGGUGAACCUGGCCAUGGGGGGCGAGAAAUUGCAGGACGCCUAUUACAUCUUCCAGGAGAUGGCGGAGAAGUGGUCGCCCACCCUGCUGCUCCUGAACGGCCAGGCCGCCUGCUACAUGGCCCAGGGGAAGUGGGAAGACGCCGAAGCCGUGCUCCAGGAGGCCCUCGACAAGGACAGCAGCCACCCUGAGACCCUGAUCAACUUCGUGGUCCUCUCGCAACACCUGGGCAAGCCCCCGGAGGUGACCAACCGGUACCUCUCGCAACUGAAAGACGCCCACCGAAACCACCCGUUCGUCAAGGAGUACCAGGCCAAGGAGAACGAAUUUGAUCGGCUGGCCGUGCAGUUUGCUCCCUGCGCUUGAGGGUUGCUGGACAGAUCCCUCGGCCGGCGACGUCCCUGCGGAGUGGGAUUCCGCGCUGGCGGCCCCCAGGAAUCGGCGCCUCUCCCGUAGAGCGAACCUCAGCUGGGGUUCCCUGACGCGCGCCGGCUACAGGCGCUGUAGAAAUUCGGUUCUUUCCCGCUGCGAUGUCUUUCGAACCUCCUGUUAUGAGAGAACCCAGCGGGGAAUAGAGACUUCUCAGUUUCCCCCGUUUCAACAUUCCCAAUAAAGCCCCCGCUAGGUUUAUCUACCUA
Messenger RNA from Elgaria multicarinata webbii, 1210 nucleotides. It is a transcript of the gene COPE, whose product is annotated as COPI coat complex subunit epsilon. The coding region runs from base 12 to 938 and encodes 308 amino acids. NCBI's taxonomy places the organism in Eukaryota, Metazoa, Chordata, Lepidosauria, Squamata, Anguidae. The transcript has 10 exons. Gene Ontology annotation, molecular function: structural molecule activity; protein binding. The record is from RefSeq and is a predicted model, not a curated record. Gene Ontology annotation, biological process: intra-Golgi vesicle-mediated transport; retrograde vesicle-mediated transport, Golgi to endoplasmic reticulum; endoplasmic reticulum to Golgi vesicle-mediated transport. Gene Ontology annotation, cellular component: COPI vesicle coat.